Molecule: messenger RNA, 972 nt
Organism: Kluyveromyces lactis
Lineage: Eukaryota; Fungi; Ascomycota; Saccharomycetes; Saccharomycetales; Saccharomycetaceae
Gene: BMT5
Product: 25S rRNA (uracil2634-N3)-methyltransferase
Exons: 1
Coding region: 1-972 (323 amino acids)
Biological process (GO): rRNA base methylation
Cellular component (GO): cytoplasm
Molecular function (GO): rRNA (uridine-N3-)-methyltransferase activity
Source: RefSeq, a predicted model, not a curated record
AUGGCACGGAAAUUGAAGGGGAAGAUAUCAUCCAAAGGACUUAAAGGUGCUUUGUUAAAUCAUCAAGCUAGAGAAGAAAGGGCCAAAAAGAUUCAGCAACGAGAGAAACAUGUGGCAGCUAAGGGUAAGCCGACUAAACAACCUUUAAGACAAAAGGAACAACAACAAGUGAGAGGGUCAGGAUUUUUACCAUUUUCUUCAGAUUCAACUCUGUUCUUGGUUGGUGAGGGUGAUUUUUCAUUCGCGAAGAGCAUUAUUGAACAGCAAUACAUUCAACCAGAAAAUCUUAUUAUAACCAGUUUUGACAGUGGAAUCAAAGAGUUAAAGCUAAAGUAUCCACAUAGCUUCGAAGAAAACUACAAUUUCCUUAAAGAGAAUGAAGUCGUCAUGCUGUUCGGGAUCGAUGCAACAAACUUAAAAAAAUCUUUGAAGAUCACGAAAAAGACUCCAUGGCAGAAAGUAGUGGGGAAUUCAUGGACUACAAAGAAACUGGAUUUCAUCUUAUUCAAUUUUCCACAUACAGGUCGUGGAAUAAAAGAUCAAGGCAGAAAUAUUCACGAACAUCAACAAUUGGUGUACAAAUACUUUGAUAGUUGUAAGCAGCUGUUCAGACUCGUAAACAGUAGCCAGAUUAUGUUAAACUCAAGCAUUUCUAUGGGUGGAUACUCACUAAAUAAUGAAACUCGAGUUGAUGAUGAAGGUUAUGGAAAAGUGGUUCUUUCUCUAUUUAGUGGCGAACCAUACGAUUCAUGGCAAAUAAAAAUACUAGCGAAAGAUAACGGUUGGAAAGUGGAUAGAUCAGGGAAAUUCGACUGGUCCAAGUUUCCAGGGUAUCAUCACAAGCGUACCAAUAGUGAAAUGGAUACUACCAAACCAGCUGAGGAAAGAGAUGCCAGAAUGUACGUUUUCGAAAUGUUCAAUAAACGUAAACAUUCCAAAAAACCUUUGAAAGACGACAGCGAUGAUGAAUAA